AUGCCUUGUUUGUUUUCCUUCGCCCCUGGUUUUGGAAUAGGUACGUUGACUCUCCUAAUUUGCGCGAUGAUCGAAGCCUCCUCCGUUCAUCUACGUCUUUUCUAUGGAACUUGUCGAAAACUCUUGCAGGAGGAAGAAGCAAAGCCUAUGAAGACUAAGCGCUUCAGAGUCGAUUUCGAGGCUAUUAAUAUUCUCAAAAGCAAAGGGAGAUAUCCCAGCGCCGGAGCUAAUCAGAUUAUGGGAACUGUUCCUAGUGUUGAGGUUGGAGACGAGUUUCAGUAUAGGAUGGAGCUGAACAUGCUCGGCAUACACAGACCGAGCCAAGGCGGUAUCGACUAUAUGAAGAUCGGCAGCGACAUCUUCGCCACGAGCAUUGUAGCCUUCGGAGGGUACGACGACGUGCUUGAUAACUCCGAUGUCUUGACCUACACAGGUCAAGGCGGAAACGCGAUGAUGAAACCAAAGAGAGGAGAGCAAGUAAAAGGUCCCGAAGACCAAAAGCUUGUUACGGGAAAUUUAGCUUUAGCAAACAGUAUAAACAAGAAGAACCCUGUGCGUGUCAUAAGAGGCAACAAGAAGGCGGUUUUGGAGUCAUCAUCAUCAGGUGCAAGCAAAGGCGGGAACUAUGUCUACGACGGGUUAUACGUUGUGGAAGAGUAUUGGCAAGAAACCGGAUCACACGGUAAGCUCGUCUUCAAGUAUAAACUCAAGCGUAUACCUGGACAGCCCGAGCUAUCGUGGAAAGUGGUGAAGCAAACGAAGAAGUCGGAGAACCGUGAAGGUUUAUGCAGGCUUGACAUCUCAGAAGGGCACGAGAGGUUACCCAUUUGCGCGGUGAACGAAAUCGACGACGAGGAGCCUCCUCCAUUCAUCUACACGGCUAAGAUGAUUUACCCGAAGUGGCUCACGCGGGUCCCUCCAAAGGGAUGCGGCUGCACGAAGCGAUGCACGGAGAGUAGAAACUACGAACGAUUGAUGUUAUCGGAAAUUUGGUGUUUUGUUUCCGCGAAAUCUUAG
This is a messenger RNA of Thlaspi arvense, 1017 nucleotides long. The record is from the annotation of a GenBank genome assembly. NCBI's taxonomy places the organism in Eukaryota, Viridiplantae, Streptophyta, Magnoliopsida, Brassicales, Brassicaceae.